AUGGUUGAGAUUCGAGGUAAGAGGGGCAGGAAGGUACCCAUGAUUUUGAUACCUGAGGUGAAAGAAAGCAUUGAUCUCAGUUAUGAAGUUUGUUUCCUCCUGUAUGAAUAUACGUGAUUCAUUGUUAGUAAUGUAACUGAAUUUUUCUAGAUUAUUAUUAGUGCUAUUUGUUUAAUAUUUUGAUUGUCAUAUGCAUGCUUCUGCUAUACUGUAAAAUGAUGCGGUCAUGCAAAUAAAGCAACUUAUUACUUACUUACAAGACAAGGCAAGCUGUGGGAAUUCCUGAUGAAAACCCGUUCAUUUUUGCCAGAUCAAGCAGACUGUCGCUGGAGCACAUGAGAGCAUUGGAUUGCCUGCGGAAAUUUGCUACAGAGUGUGAAUCACCUCUCUCAAACACCACAAAUAUAACAAGUACCAAACUCAGGAAGUACAUUGCAACCAUUUCGCAAGUACUGUCUCUCAAAGAAACUGAGGUAGACUGGCUUGCAAGACACUUUGGUCACGAUAUCCAAGUACAUAGGGACUUCUAUCGUCUACAUGAAUCCACCAGUGAAAUUGCGAAAGUGAGCAAGUUACUUUUAACCAUUGACCAAGGGGAAACAAAAAAAAUUGCCGGAAAAUCGCUGGCUGAAAUUGAUUUAAAUGGUUAGUUGAAGAUGGUGGUGAGGUGAAAAUUUCAUAUCUAAUUAUUUUUGUCUUGUUCUUCCAUUUCUAUUGUUCAUCACAGCAACAAAUUACACAUUUUGGAAUAAAUAAAUAAUGCGUGCACUGCACAAGUAAUUUAUGUACACAUCUCAACUUGAAACGCAUUUUCCUGAAGAAAUCAGAGGAUAAAAGAUCAAGGAACACCACAAAAAAAAUUGUGCAGUGUCUUUCAAAAGAGCAUUUUUUUCUACCAUCAACAAUGUUUCAAAAUACUUCAAGCAUGUCAAACUUCUUUCCAGGGUUUAUUACACUUUCUGGGGACAUGCUGAAACAAAUACUUAUGGGGACUUUUUGCUAUUGCCAUCAUCCUUCAGGAUAUUAUUAA
This is a messenger RNA of Porites evermanni, 1030 nucleotides long. The record is from the annotation of a GenBank genome assembly. NCBI's taxonomy places the organism in Eukaryota, Metazoa, Cnidaria, Anthozoa, Scleractinia, Poritidae.